AUGGUAGACAGUCAACAACAAAUAGGGCUCGACGACCCGUUCUGGCAUCUCGUGCCCUCGAUUACCAAUCUACCAUUCUCUAUGAGCCUGCCGCUCAACGUCGGCCCACCACCUUUUCAGUCCAAGAAUGCCCGGAUCCGAUACGUUCUUUGCAUCUCAUUGCUCAUCCGCGACCAAGGUAAACAAUAUAUUGUCAGGGUGUCGGAGGAUGUUACGGUGCUGUCUGUUUAUGACCCCGAGAAGGCUCUCAUGUCUCUCCCCAGUCCUCUCACCGCGUCCGACGAGUGGCUGAAGCCUCGCGAUGCCACCCUUGAGAUCGUUCGGCUGACAGCCGGCUUACACCGACAAGUGUGGGUUAGCGGGACCAGCAUAUACGUCGAUGUGCACAUUGCCAACAAUAGCCGGAAGACAAUUAGAAAGAUUGAGUUACAUCUGGAGCGAGACAUUCUCUGUUACAAACAUGCAGCCGCAUGUACGAUGGAGAAGUCAGCAAGCCAGGCUCGUAUAUUUGACAGCAAUGAAAAGUCUAUCCUCAGCAAAUCCGUUAUCAAACAAGGUGCGGCCGGUUGGCACGGAGUUCCUGCCCAUAACUCGCAUGUACGAACGUGCGACCUUGAGGUACCGCGCGGACACGCCACCGUGAAGUGUGGGAAAUAUUUCGAAGUUCGUUACUUUCUCAAUGUCAUCGUGGGAACCUCUCAUACAAAGCUCGUCACGAACUCACUUGAUGUUGUACCCAAUUCGGUGGCACAGGUUGCCGCGGCCAUCGAAGAAAAGCGUACUGCACACACCUAUCAACGUGGUCAUUCACCACCUCGCCUUGGUCGUCGUCCGUCCCGUUCUGUACAGGGUCGUGCUUUCGCUGCACCGCGCAUGCAAUCACUCGAUCGCAUGCGCGCUCAAGUCGAAGAGAUACAGGACCUGGGUAAGAUCCUCGACCAAAGUCCUCGCAAAUACAGCUUGCGCAAAGUAAACUCCCAUUUUGACUACCACACGCCCCCGAGCAAUAGAAAAGGUAAGAUCUUGGGCGACGGCGACGUGGCAGACUUGCAAAGUCGCCUCAGGAAAGUCCGAUCGAACGAAACGCUUGGCUCGAGAGCCAAUACCAUGUUCAGGGCCAACUCUACCAGUUCGAGACGAGGCAAUCGUUCUGCGCUGGGCUUCCGCGAGGCGGAGGUACGAGAGGACAUAGAGCUUAGAGGGCUGGGUCCUUCGGGAGAGACAUCUUUCAAGCAGCGUCUCGAGCACAGUCGCGGGAGACAAUACAGUUUUACGAAGAAGCGGAGCGUGGAGCGGUGGAAGGGCGUGGCGAAUGCGGGAGUAGGAUGGUUCAAGGGGAACCCAGGAGGGAAAGAAGAUAGGCAACGCGAUGAGUGGUUCUGA
Messenger RNA from Didymosphaeria variabile, 1383 nucleotides. RefSeq lists its product as uncharacterized. The record is from RefSeq and is a predicted model, not a curated record. The transcript is spliced from 6 exons. The coding region runs from base 1 to 1383 and encodes 460 amino acids. NCBI's taxonomy places the organism in Eukaryota, Fungi, Ascomycota, Dothideomycetes, Pleosporales, Didymosphaeriaceae.